UCGUUUCGUUCUCCUCUUUUCUCCUGAUUUUUGUCACCUCACGUGUCACCUCUGCAGAUGGCUUUCACUCCGGUUUAAAACUCGUUCUGCGCGGCUAACACGCUUGUACGGUGUCUACAACUUUCAUUCGUCCGCAAGCUGUUCUUUCCCUUUCGCCUGACGCUUGAACUGUUUCUCAGGCCACGUGUCCCUGUCCUCGUAUACUGGUUCUGCGCUUUCUUCCUUCAAAGUAGUGGAGUCCUAAGCCAAUAAAUUCGAGUUAAAGCAAGGAACACUCACGUUUUUACACGAUCAAGUUGAAAGUAGAAGCAGUUCUUCGGUAUUCUUCUUAACGCCCUUUCCCGCGGUGUAUUGAAGAUGGCUUCAUUUCGGAGGUUCGCUGUGUCUAUAGACUCAGUGGCAAAGGAGGGCGUUUCGCUCUCAAUUCGAUUCUCAAAAAGCUAGCACACCGCGCGCAGUCGAGAUUUCUCGAGUUCUACGCAUCAUAUGUCCACGCGCCGCUCUAGAGAAAACCGUUUCGCUUUCCUAGGGCACGCGCCGCCUGUUUUGAGAUGCGCAUCAUCCUCUCAUCCAUGCCGCGCAGCUGCGCGCCCCAUUAUUGUUACCAUUAUUUUUCUCCCGAGUCGCGCAGGCGGUCACGCGACGGGGACACCCCAGCGUACUUCCGCCGCGCACGCCCCGCCGCAAAAUGACUCGCCUGUACGCGCAUGCGAUUCUGUCGGCGAGAUCGCGCACAAGCCGCACGCCUAUCUGUUCGGAAAAACACCUCUCUCUCUGGCGCCUGGCACAAGUUCAAUAGCUGCCUGCCUGGGGUUUUCUGUCCUUGACGGUGACGUCACACGGUCACACCAUAGGCCGACAGGUCGUGGGCUGCUAAAAAGGAAGCCGCUGUGCCGCGCGCACAACCCUGCAAUUUCAGUUCGCCUACUUCGCCGGCACGUAAAGUGAAGCGCGCAGCCGGCGGCGGGCGCGCGGUUUUUGUUUCGUUUUAGAUUUCGCAUUUAUUUUUUUGUUCUCUCGUCUCGUAGAAGAGGGAAAGGAGGUCAGAACCGUGUCUGCCGCGUUGGCUGCUGGCUGGCUGGCUGCGCCGCAUCCUUUCCGGCGAUCGUACUACUACGACAUCACUUUCAUCGGUUUCGCGCAUUCCGCUGAAAGCAUUUUCAGACGUUGCGCGGUACCGUUUCUUCGAAACUGAUAUGAUAACUGACUCCGAGCGAAUCGCCUCUCGCUAAAGCAAGCACGUUCAACAAAAACAGCGGUGGCCGACAUUCAAAGGAAUGCAGUCGGAUCCCCAGGGGUUAAUUCAGUUGUGUGCUAGCCUAUAUGACCCUCUAACCUCAGAAAUUCAUGUCAAAGUCAUUGAAUAUUUGCAAAGGACAACACAGUGUGAAAAUGCUUUCAUUCUUUUGAUAUCUGAUGAUCAAGAUGAACUGACAUGUAAGGUGGUUGGUGAAAGAGUGCUAGAAGAGCCAGCCAAGCUUUUGGUCUCAAGCAAUAGCUUCAGCUGUGCAUUGUCUGAACGGCGGCCCAUCUCUUUGGAUGACAUACAUCACGACCACCGAGAGGAAGUUAGUCGCUUGAUAGGCUCUGUGUUACACUCGCUGCUCUGUGUGCCUGUGCUGCACCCAAAGUACACUGACCGUGUGGUCAUGCUGCCCUGUGUGGUCAACAAGACUAAUGGCAAGGACUUCACUAAACGUGAUGAAGCUGUGGUGCGCGAGUGCUUUCAGUGCAUCACGCCCUGCCUUCUCAAGACAACUGCAUACGAGGAGGAACGUAGGCUCAGGGAAGAGUGCCAGUCGCUCCUGUCAGUGGCGAAGAACCUCUUCACGCAUCUUGAUGAUGUCACAGUCCUGCUGAGGGAAAUUAUGGCCGAUGCCCGCAAGCUCACCAAGGCAGAAAGAUGUUCACUGUUCCUUCUGGACAAAGAGCAAAAUGAGCUUGUCGCCAAAGUAUUUGAUGGGCAUCUCGCAGAAGACGGUUCUGAGGCAAUGACAGAAGUCCGAAUACCUGCCGACCAAGGCAUUGCAGGGCAUGUUGCCACUAGUGGUGAGGUGCUGAACAUCACUGAUGCCUAUGCUCAUCCUCUGUUUUACCGCAAAAUGGACGAAACAACGGGCUUCAGAACAAGGAACAUCCUGUGCUUUCCCAUCAAAGAUGAUUCUGGAGUAAUCGGUGUGGCAGAACUCUGCAAUAAAAUAAAUGGCAAGUGCUUUACCUUCUUUGAUGAAGAGAUGGCCAAGGCGUUCUCAAUAUACUGUGGCAUCAGCAUCAUGCAUUCUUUAAUGUGGAAGAAAGUGCGCGACGCACAGCACCGGAGCAAACUGUCCAACGAGCUCAUGAUGUACCACAUGCUGGUGUCCAGCGAGGAUGUGAAGCAAUUGGUGAACAGUGAGGUGCCUCCGCUAACGUCAUUCAGUCCGGACUUUGCAAAGUUUUCAUACACUCCACGCAUUAUUCCAGACAAAACUACGCUUGUAGUUGUGAUAGCCAUGUUUGAGGACCUUGGCUUUAUCAGCAGAUUCAAAAUCCCCAGGGAUUCACUGGCAAAAUUCGUGCUUAUGGUGAAGAAAGGAUACCGUGACCCUCCUUACCACAACUGGAUGCACGCUUUUGCAGUAGCCCAUUUCUGCUACCUGCUUCUCAAGAAUCUCUCUCUUAUUGGGCCUUACCUCACUGAACUAGAAGGCCUUUCGCUGUUUGUGGCGUGCCUUUGCCAUGAUCUUGACCAUCGAGGAACAAACAACUCUUUUCAGCUCACUUCUAAAUCCAUCCUGGCAUCAUUGUACAGUUCAGAAGGAUCAGUCAUGGAGCGCCACCACUUUGCCCAGGCAAUGGCAAUACUGAACACAGAUGGGUGUAACAUCUUUGAGAACCUUUCUAGACAGGAGUACACUGAUUGUUUAGAUCAGAUGCGUGACAUCAUCUUGGCCACAGACCUUGCUCACCACUUCCGGAUCGUUCAAGAGCUCAAGCUAAUGGUGGAUGAAGGCUACAACUAUGACAAUCGCAAGCACCACAAUCUUCUCACGAGCAUGCUGGUCACGUGCUGCGAUCUCUCGGACCAGACAAAAGACUGGAAGAGCUCAAAGAAGAUAGCUGAGCUCAUCUACAACGAGUUCUUUUCCCAAGGAGAUCUGGAGAAAGCGAUGGGUGUGAAGCCGAGUGAAAUGAUGGAUCGUGAAAAGGCAUAUAUCCCCGAGCUGCAGAUCCACUUCAUCCAGACCAUUGUCAAGCCCAUUUUUGACCUUCUGGCCGAGAUGUUCCCAGCUGCACGAGAGACUGCAGAAGCGGUGGACAACAACAAGAUGUACUGGGAGAGAGUCAGUGACAUCUGUAGACGACGGUAUGCCAACAGCGCCUCUUCGCUGGACCUUUUCGAGGAUGAGAAACUUGAGAAGGAAGUGCUGCGAUGCUUGGAGAAGAUAGAAGAACACGAGUGAUCAUAGGCAACUAGGAAAAACCACCAGUUUGACAAGUCAAAAUGGCCAGUCCAGCACUAGCCGGAAGCUGAUGCACUUCCCCGUGCUCUGCCCUCAAAAUCAAAACACUUUGCCCCCCGCUCCCCCCCCCCUGCAUCGUGGGGCACAAAGAAGAGACGUCCAUGCCACCAGUGUCGUUAAACCUCCUCGCACCAGGAGCACACACGCCCACUCCCUUACCACUGCAUUCCAGACAAGCGGUUGCACUUGCGGCACUGCUACUCCCACGAUAGGUAUGCGCGGCAGGCCUAUACCGUGACCGUCUGCCAUGGAGUCACGGCAGCGGGACCAAGCCACGGAAAAAAGAAGGAAAGCCUGGGACACUUAAGUCAUCCCUGCUGGUCUUGGACUGCUUUAGAGAAGCCAUGCCAUGCACUAGUACUCAUUUGCAGCACUUGCUCUUCUGCUUUUUAAGGAAGUCCUGGUGCUUGUUGUUGUUUGUACUAUUCUUCUGUUCUCAGUAAUUUGCCAGAGAAGGGAUGGGAGGGAGGCACGAUUGUCCCCUCAUUAUGGUCACGCCACUUACUUGCCACCCUCCAGAUAAUUUCUGUCACCAUCGCCCAUUGUUAUUUAUAAUUCCUUGUACAUAUUGUGUAUAUUACGAGUUUUUGUUUCCCAUCUCUUUCACCUAAGUGUCCACGCGCUUGUCGCCGCCUGGCAAGUGUCACAUGGUGCUGUGCUUUAUGAAGGAAAGAAAACAAACAAACAAUGCCGCUGUUUCUUUUGUGUCAGUUGAAAGGCAGCUGGCUCUCCCUCAAGGCAGAGGCUUGUUGGCCUGUGAGGCUGACAACCUUGCAAGUAGCACACCCUAAAUGAGGUACUGGAAAACGACACAGAUGCUUCGUCAGCAAUACCAGUUUUUUAGACCCAUUUUGCACACACACACACAUUCUACAUUGAGCCCCCCUCCCCUCACACCCCCUGUGUGUGCCCACCACCUUUUAGGCAUUGCAAUCACUCUUUGUCAAUGUUGUCCCAGCCAAUUCGCCAAGGCUCAACACGCGUGAAGUACAGAGACUGCAACACACACCUUGCUCAUUGUAACUAUAGUUGUCUCGGUAGAGUUUGCACUUUCCUUCUGUUGUGCCUCUUCUAUUGGACAGAAUCGGUAGCUACGUAUCGUCGCUUACCACCAGUUGCACUUCCAGUUGCUUCAGAACCUGUCCAGAGCUGGUGCAUCCGGUGAGAUGGAACUUGCUGUGUACAGUGCAUUUAUGGGAGCACCAAUUAUAUUUUCAUGUGUAGUAGUUUGCAGCAUUUCUAGGCUUCUGCAAUGUGAGGUUGUCUGGUUAACACCUUCGACAUGUCUCCUCGAAUUCAUUGUCGUGAACACACAAUUCUCGAGAAGAACGAUAGAUGAGCAAGACCGGUGUUCCUGGUUUGUUAUCUUCUUGCACAAGCACAGCGGCAUGCAGUUUCUGCAGGCUAGAACACACACACAAGUGCAAGGCAAGAUAUUCCACUUCAUUUAACAUGUUCAUGUGUUCAUCACUUCUCUGUACAAAGUUUGGAGAAAGGAUAAGAUCCUCAGGGUUUGUUUCACAAAACUCGCAUAUAAAUAUUAUAUAUAAAUAUAUAAAUAUUAUAUAUACAUAUAUUGAGAGAUUUUAAGUGUCAAUAAAUGUUGUGCGUACAUGUUCCCUG
Molecule: messenger RNA, 5126 nt
Organism: Dermacentor silvarum
Lineage: Eukaryota; Metazoa; Arthropoda; Arachnida; Ixodida; Ixodidae
Product: cGMP-dependent 3',5'-cyclic phosphodiesterase-like
Exons: 27
Coding region: 1278-3443 (721 amino acids)
Biological process (GO): negative regulation of receptor guanylyl cyclase signaling pathway; cGMP catabolic process; positive regulation of gene expression
Cellular component (GO): synaptic membrane; perinuclear region of cytoplasm; mitochondrial outer membrane
Molecular function (GO): protein homodimerization activity; 3',5'-cGMP-stimulated cyclic-nucleotide phosphodiesterase activity; 3',5'-cyclic-AMP phosphodiesterase activity
Source: RefSeq, a predicted model, not a curated record